GUCCCGGUGUGCCCGGCAGUCUGCGGGCGCUGCGGAGCCGAGCAGGGCCAUGGCGGCUGCCCCGGCGGAGGCGGAGACCCGGCAGCGCCUGCUGCGCACCGUCAAGAAGGAGGUGAAGCAGAUCAUGGAGGAGGCAGUGACGAGGAAGUUUGUGCAUGAGGACAGCAGCCACAUCAUCUCCUUCUGCGCUGCCGUGGAAUCCUGUGUCCUGCACGGCCUGAAGCGAAGGGCAGCCGGAUUCCUGCGCAGCAACAAGAUCGCAGCGCUGUUCAUGAAGGUGGGGAAGAGCUUCCCCCUGGCAGAGGAGCUCUGCAAGAAGGUGCAAGACCUGGAGCAGCUCAUUGAGAACGCGCGAAACCAAGUCCAGGGCAUCCCAGAGAACGUGCGCAAGGUGCCGAAGCUGCCCAACCUGUCUCCUCAGGCCAUCAAGCACCUCUGGAUCCGCACAGCCCUCUUCGAAAAGGUCUUGGAUAAAAUCGUGCACUACUUGGUAGAGAACAGCAGUAAGUACUAUGAGAAGGAGGCUCUCCUGAUGGAUCCUGUGGAUGGGCCAAUUCUUGCAUCUUUACUGGUGGGGCCCUGUGCACUAGAGUACACGAAGAUGAAAACCGCUGACCACUUCUGGACAGACCCCUCAGCAGACGAGCUGGUCCAGCGGCACCGGAUCCACAGCUCCCACUGCCGGCAGGACUCGCCCACCAAGCGCCCGGCGCUUUGCAUUCAGAAAAGACAUUCCAGUGGCAGCAUGGAUGACCGGCCCUCGCUGUCUGCCAGGGACUAUGUGGAGUCACUGCACCAGAAUUCCCGUGCCACGCUCCUCUACGGCAAGAACAAUGUCCUGGUGCAGCCGCGAGAUGACAUGGAGGCAAUCCCAGGAUAUCUGUCCCUUCACCAGACCGCCGACAUCAUGGCACUGAAGUGGACCCCGAACCAGCUGAUGAAUGGCUCUGUGGGGGACCUGGACUAUGAGAAGAGUGUGUACUGGGACUAUGCCAUGACCAUUCGCCUGGAGGAGAUUGUUUAUCUGCACUGUCACCAGCAAGUAGACAGUGGUGGGACGGUGGUCCUGGUGAGCCAGGACGGGAUCCAGAGGCCGCCGCUGCGAUUCCCCCGAGGAGGGCACUUGCUGCAGUUCCUGUCCUGCCUGGAGAACGGCCUCCUGCCCCAUGGGCAGCUGGACCCACCCCUCUGGUCACAGAGGGGAAAGGGCAAAGUGUUUCCCAAGCUGAGGAAGCGAAGCCCCCAGGGCUCCUCCGAGUCCGCGUCCGACAAGGAGGAUGACGAAGCCACAGAUUAUGUGUUCAGGAUAAUCUACCCCGGGACACAGGCUGAGUUUGUGCCCCAGGACCUGAUGGACGGGCCAGGGGCUGUCCUGCCCCCCAUGUGGCAGCCCAGCACCCGCAAGUCCUCCUGCUCCUCCUGCUCCCAGAGCGGCUCCUCGGACGGGGGCCCGGCCAACGGCUGCAGCCACGAGAGAGCUCCACUGAAGCUCCUGUGUGACAACAUGAAGUACCAAAUCCUCUCCCGGGCCUUCUAUGGCUGGCUGGCCUAUUGCAGACACCUGUCCACGGUGAGGACCCACCUGUCUGCACUGGUGAACCACAAUAUCGUGUCCUCUGACGUCCCCUGCAGUGCCAGCUCGGGGCUGACUGUGGACAUCUGGCAGAGAUACCUGCAGGACAGCACGAGUUACGAGGACCAGGAGUUGCUGCGGCUGAUCUACUACGGCGGGAUCCAGCACGAGAUCAGGAAGGCCGUCUGGCCCUUCCUGCUGGGCCAUUACCAAUUUGGGAUGACGGAGGCAGAGAGAAAGGAGGCUGACGAGCAGACCCGUGCCUGCUACGAGCACACGAUGGCAGAGUGGCUGGGCUGCGAGGCCAUCGUCCGGCAGCGCGAGAAGGAGUCACACGCGGCCGCGCUGGCCAAGUGCUCCUCGGGGGCCAGCCUGGACUCCCACAUCCAGAGGAUGAUGCACAGGGACUCAACCAUCAGCAAUGAGUCCUCCCAGAGCUGCAGCUCCGGCCGACAGAACCACGCCCGGCUGCAGAGUGACUCCAGCUCCAGCACCCAGGUGUUUGAAUCUGUGGAUGAAGUGGAACAGACUGAAGUAGAUGCUCAGCUGGAAGAUGGCAAACAAAGCAAGGUCCCCAAUGGGACAGUUCCCAAUGGCACUUGUUCCCCUGAUUCUGGCCACCCCUCUUCCCAAAACUUCUCCAUCACAUCAGGGUUCUCAGAGCGCAGCUUCAGCAACGAGGACAGUGCCCUGGAAACCAAUAAAUCCUCGUCCAGCUCCCAGGGAAAGGCUGGUGGGUCCGAUGUGCCAGCCUCAGUGGACACGGAUGGUGUCCAGCAGGAGAAGCUGCAGGGCCAAGACAGCCUGGAAGGUGAAUUUCCCAGCGUUGGAAGUGUGGACUUCGUUCCCAUGGGUGAGGGCCCGGCGGGGGCCCUGAGUGACACCGUGGCCCUGACUGUGGUGGAGAGCUGGGCAGACAGUGAGGCUGAGAAGCAGAGCUUGGUGGAGAGUGAGGACAACCUCUCUGAGGAGCCAGAAAUGGAGAGUCUGUACCCACAGCUGGAUUCCCUGGCUGUGGCUGUGACUGAUCUGACCAACAGUGAAACAUCUGCCAUCUCCUCCACGGGUGUCACCUACUCUCCAGAGCUGCUGGACAUGUACACAGUGAACCUGCACCGCAUCGAGAAGGACGUGCAGCGCUGUGACCGCAACUACUGGUACUUCACCCCGGCCAACCUGGAGAAGCUCCGCAAUGUCAUGUGCAGCUACAUCUGGCAGCACAUUGAGAUUGGCUACGUGCAGGGGAUGUGUGACUUGCUGGCCCCUCUCCUGGUCAUCCUGGAUGAUGAGGCUCUGGCUUUCAGCUGUUUCACCGAGCUGAUGAAGAGGAUGAAUCAGAAUUUCCCCCAUGGAGGAGCCAUGGACACCCACUUUGCCAACAUGAGGUCACUGAUCCAGAUUCUGGACUCUGAGCUCUUUGAGUUGAUGCACCAGAAUGGGGAUUACACUCAUUUCUACUUCUGCUACCGAUGGUUUCUCCUGGACUUCAAGAGAGAGCUGGUGUACGACGAUGUGUUCGCCGUCUGGGAGACCAUCUGGGCCGCCGCACACGUCUCCUCUGCUCACUACGUGCUCUUCAUAGCCCUGGCCCUGGUGGAAAUGUACCGGGACAUCAUCCUGGAGAACAACAUGGAUUUCACAGACAUCAUCAAGUUUUUCAACGAAAUGGCCGAGCGACACAACACCAAGCAGAUCCUGAAGCUGGCUCGGGACCUUGUCUAUAAAGUGCAGACUCUGAUUGAGAACAAAUGAAGGACACAGGGCAGACGAGGGAUCCAAAGAGCCGGGACUCCCCUCCGAUGCUUCCUCCUUUCUCCUCUUUCUCCAAGUGCCACACCUGUGGAACUCAGGCAGUGGGACACGUGCUGCUGGCUGAGCUGGGAGUACCCUCGGCUCCCCAAGUGCUGUGCCAGGGGCCCCAGCUCAGACCUUCUGCAGUGACUCAACCAAAGAUCCGUCUAGGUGUGUGUUACCCGUCGGGAGCAGGACCAGGCAGUCACUUCCUGGCCUUGCUGCAGCAGAAGGGCAGCAGGUGUGUGCCCACCACAACUGCCCAGGCAUUGCCAGCAUCCCAGGGCAGAGCUCGGGAGUGGGGAGAGCAGAACUCCGCAUCCUUUGUGGCACAGACAUAAAGCUGCUUCCUGGCAGUAGGAAGGCAGCCAGUCUGUGAGCCCAGACAGCACAGGGAUGCUGCCAUUCCUCAGCUGCUUACCAACAUGAUGAGGUUCUGCCAGUAACAGGGGGGACUUUGAUCACAGAAAUUCCUCUUUUGAUCUUGUCCCUUGAUGCGUUGGCUCCCCUUCAGUAUUUUAUUUUCCAAGGCUCUGUUUUCUCCCUGGGAUUUUACAUUGUUCCGACAAUAUCUGAGCACACAACAGUUUCAUCUCUGGAUGGAUUUUCAGAACAGCUCCAAACUCAGCACUGGGUUUGUUGUUUUUUCUGUAACCCUCUCUGAACACUGGGAAAUCUGGUCCUGACCUCCUCUGGGAACUCCCAGCUGGAGGUUUUCUUACCUGCCUUACUUUAGCUGCUUGUGGUAGGAGUCUGGUCUCCCUGUCAUUCCUUUGCAGCCCCUGUGAGGAGAGGGCUCCUCAGAAGGCGAGUCAGAGCUCCUGAUUAUCUUGGCUUUCCCUCUGAUGGUGCCUGUCUUCUCCUCUGGCCAUUAAGACCGGCUGCUCAAAGCUCGACAGGGCAAACAAUCCCCUUGGUGCCUGUGGGUUUUCCAUGUGCUGCCAAGCCCCCUAAGCCCACCAAAAGUCUCCAGUUAGGUCUUGGUAGGCUUCCCCCACAUGUCUGUGAAGAGAAGAAUAGCCCAAGGUCUCUGAGUGGUCUUUGCUUUGGGAAGAUGCACUUGUGUGGCCACUUUUCCUGCAGUGGCUCCAGUGUUGGGGCUGGAGCCCACUGCAUGAAGUGCCUCUCAGCUGCUGUGUCCUCAGCCCUGCAGAGGGGUCGGAGUCAUUUUUCAACUCAGGUAAAAACAAUACAGGCAAAGGAGAGGUGUGGGUGGCUGGAGGGUCCAGCCCACCUGGGGGGGGGAGCUGUGCUGUGGCCAUGGGGCAGGCACUGGGUUGGAGCCCUCUCUCUCUAAGGGUACUUUCUCUCAAGUUUUGCUGCAAAAAUUUGUGUUCCCCUUCUGUGCAAUGUGUGAUGUGUGUGUGCCCUCCUCCACUCCUCUGCAAGGGAAGGCCCUGCUCCUGCCUUGCUGCUGGAGUGCUGCCCAUGGAAGGGAACGGGCCCUUCCCUUCUCCCGUGUCUGUGCUGUUUUGUGUUGGCUUGUGGCACGUGUCAGAUGUUGCUUGCAGAAAACAGAUGUCAAUCUGCACAAGAGAAAACUGCUGCUUCAGGGAGGUUCUGUGGAGCGUGGUGAAGUGGUGUGCUGCUUGAGCAAAUGGGGUGGAAAAAUGAGCACUUUCUGUAUGCUGGGACAUGGAGGUCACAGCUGGAAAAGGCAGGGAGAGUGGCACAUCCUGAACCUUUGGGGGAAGAGGCUGUGGCAAGGGGGAGAGCAAUGGGCAGCCCUUUGCUCCUCAUAAUCCCAACAGAUGUGUACAAUGAUCUAGGAAAUUCCUUGCAAGAGUUUCCUGCAGUAAAUCCCCAAAGGAUGCUGGUCUGUAGUAGCUCAGGAAACAAAGAGCUUCAGAUCUGCCAGUUCCUGUGUGAAUCUUCCAUCUUUCUACCAAGCAGAGCAAAAAGCUCCUGCCCUCUCUCCAUCCCAGACUGCUCCUGUUCCCUCGAGGUUUAAGGACAGAAUUGUCCUGUGUAACCUGUCCAGAGGGGAAGGGAAGUGCUCUGCCCUCCUCUUCCUGAGGGACAGGAACCGACAGGUCUCCUGAAACACAGUCUGACCAAGCAACAUCUCUGACAUCUUUGAAGCUUCUUUCCUUGGUUCUUAAGCAAAAACAGCCAAGAAAUUCUGCACAAUAUUUGCUGUCUGUAUUAACUGAGAGUGUCUUUGGGCCGCUCAAUAGCAGUGUUUUUUGAAUAAUUUCUGAGGGGAAAAAAUGUAUUUAUUUAUUGAUUGUACCUGACUGUGUGUCCUCGUGUGCUGGCGUGUGAAUGUGUGCUGUUGUGCAAAUGGAGAUAGACAUUUUCAAUGUUCUUUACGAUAUCUUGUACAUGUUUACCAGAGAAUCGUGUCUAUAUAUAAUAUAUAUACAGUAUAGAGAGAAAAUAUGUGAAUUAAGUGGGUUAUUUUUUGAGGGGGGGUGAGAAAUCUUUUGCUUCUAAGAACUGUGUGGUUUCUAUAGCACCUAUUCCAUGAUGUGCCAGUCUGUUGCUGGGAGAGUUGUUGUGGUGGGGCAACAGGAAGCUCAGAGCAGAACCACCAUUGUGACCUCAGCUUGGCUUCAUCUUAGUUCUGACUUUAAAACUGGAAAGGAAGAAAAAAAGGAGGAAAGAAGCUCUGGUGCUGAGUGUGCAGGAGCUACUCUGCUCGAGCUGUGUGGGGUCUUGUGCCUUGCCUGGGGAUUUGCUGGGUGAGAACAGUUGCAGAGUUGGGGUUUGGUGUGUUGUAGGUAAAUUGGAUAGUCCAAAGAGAAGUCUGUCACUUAAUUUUGGACUAAAAGUGUCUGGCCACUCUGUUUGGGUAGGGAGGGAGUGUCCCUGGCCCAUGUAGAGCAUUGGAACUGAGUCCUCACCAGCCCCUCCUGCAGGCACAGCCCCAUGUGUUGCUCCACCCCAAUCCCUACAAACAUCAGGAAAACCAUUUGCUCACUAAAUUCCUGUGAGCACUUGAGUCUGAACAUGGAGGUCCAGCUUUGUGUUCCCAGGAGGUCAGAAUCAGUCUGUGACAAUCCCUGUGCUCUGGCCCUGUCCAUGCCUGGUCCCAGCUCUGGUUUGGACAUCUUUCCCAAGUCUCAGUGGGGGCAGCUGUGCUGGGCCCUCCAAGACAAGUUCUUGUGCUUGUGGAGACCCACAGCAAGGCACCCCCAGGUCUGGGGCUCUGAUGGCUAUAAACUCCUAAAAUGGAAGCAAAAGGUUUGUUGUGCAGCUGUUUGUGGGCAUUCUCUGGCCCAGCCUUUCCUGCAUGGCUCUGCCCCCAAGCUAGACCACCCUGAGAUAAAGCCUUGUGCUGGGGUUCCGACAGUGGGAAUCGUGGCCUUGGAAUCCAGCAUGGAUCUCUCCCAGCUGUGCAGCCAUGGAGGAGAAGCCUGUCACCAGGGAGUGCUUGUCCAUAUACAGCAAUCUUGUCUGGCUCCUUGGGGGAGAGGAAUGUCUCACCCCACCAGCUCCGUGCAGCUGAGCCCCCCCCGCAAUGGCACUGUGAGCUGGGGACUAUCUUUAGCCUGUUGUUGGUUCUGUGGGACCAGGGACUGGAGCUGCUGUGCCUUAAACUGACAGAGGGCAGGGUUAAAUUGGAUUUUAGGAAGAAAUUCUUCCCGGUAAGGGUGGUGAGGCCCUGGCACAGGUUAUCCAGAGAAGCUGUGGCUGCUCCAUUCUUGGAAAUGUUCAGGGCCAGGUUGGACGGGGCUUGGAGCAACCUGGUCUAGUGGAAGGUGGAAGGGGGUUGGAAUUGAGAUGGCUGUAAGAUCCUUUCCAACCCAAACCAUUCCAUGCUUUCUGAUGAGACUGCUGCAUUCUUCCCUGGGGUGCAGCAAGGUUUGCAUCCCACUUCCUGCCAGCCCUGUUCUCAGCUCUGGGUCGCUCCAGAGCUGAGCCUGAGGAAGGAUGUGCUCCACAGGCUGAGCUGUUCGGCUCCCAUCACACCUCACUGAGCAUCUGCAGAGCUGUGGGGUUUGGGGUUUAUCUCAUGCUCGAGCUGCUCUGCUCAGAUAAUCUUGGUGUGUUUAAAUCCAGUGAAUGUUUGUGUCCUGGCCCCGCGUCCCCCUGAGGGAGUGACUAAUGGAUUCUCUGCCUGCGUUUGAGCUUUCUGCUGAUGCAACCUUCGAACGAGCUCCUGGUACCCAUCUCUUUUGGUGUUAACUCAUGCAGACCCUUUAGAAAUCGUCUUUGUUCCUAAAAUGUGUGAUUUUUCUAGGAGUUCUUAUCUUGCUAUGUUGAGUCUCUGAGUUGCUUUGCUAUGAACAUUUUUCAUGAGGACUGAGAGGGGUUUUUUACAUGACAAAUUCUUGCUGCCUCCCUGUCCUGCUCUCAUCCAGCCCCUGACAUGGUGAACAUCCCUUAGCUUAUCCAAAUGCACCUUGUAGUGCAACUGGAGCCAGCAGUGGAACUGCAGGUGUCAACCAUUGUCACUGAUGAGUGAAAAACAGGCCAAGGGAAGGGAUGUUCUUGAUGUGGCAGGUUGGGAUCACAGAUCUGCUGGGAACCCAUCCAUGGGUAAGCUGAGCCCAUCCCAAAAUCCCACCCUGGAGACAUAAGCCUUGUGGCCAAGAACAAUUUAUGGAAUGAGAUUCUUCCCAUUCUUUGUUCUUUAUUUAUUUGUUAUAUAUUUUACCCUGCCUGCCUACUUUCCCUCUCUUUCCCAGUUUAUCCUGAGUAGCUGCCUGGUCCCCUGGGAGCCACUGUGGCCAACAGGUUUCAGAACAGGGAUGGGACUAGUUUUGGGAUUCUCAUCACCUAAGUUUGCUAUUAAAAAUAUCUUAUAGUAUCUUAAAUCACUGCUUUCUAUGGGCACUGAUCUUCAGCCAAUGGGAGCCUCUGAGCCUUUGAUCAGUAGGACCAAAGUACUUUUCAUGUCAUCAAAACCUCUGUCUUAUUUUUCACUCCAUUUACAAUUUUCCCCGAGUACCCAGCACUUCUGGGCACGUCUUUAGCAUUUUACUAUUGUAUGAGCACAAAUUGAUAGAGAAAGAGCACAAUGUAGAGAUGGAGUGACAACUUUCUAGCACUGUGGAAGGGUUGGAACUCUGACACUCUGUGUCAGAAAUUCCUGUAAAAGUUUUUUCAGACACCCUGAAGUAGAUCAAAUGUUCCUCUGAUCGCGCUGAGGGUCAGUACCCUCGUUACCUGCCCCAAAUAAUCCUGUUUCAGUGAUUAAGGCACCUGAAUUGUCGUGGUCCCCAGUGACACAAUAUUUCUGUUCUCUGGUGGCUGUGUGGGCCACAAUUGAGGCUGUUCCGGUGCUGUUCACAUAGCUCGGUGUGUGACUUCCUUCUGAACUUCCCAGGGAAUGUUCACUGUUGGAAGAGCCAUGGAAGUCUUCUAAUGUGUCUAAUUUUAGAUUAGUGAUACCUUAAAUUCCCGUUCAGUAGUUGAAUAACUUCCUUUUAUAAAUGGAUUUUGCACAUGGAGGCUGAGCAGAGCCCAGAGCUGCAGGUGAUGGUCCCUUCUCCAUGGUGGCUCCUGAGCCAUCAGUAGUAGGACAUGACUAGGAGCAAGGGCACUUUGCAUCAACUCUUUGAUAAGGGGGAAAAGCACCACUUAUCCUUUUAUUUUAAUCAAUUUAUUUUUUUAAUCAAUGCUAAAAUUUAAACUAUGCACAAGAUCUUAAGUACGUGGAAGUUUUAGGAAUGGGUGUGGCUUUGCUGCCAAGGACGAUAAAGAAUUGAAAAUCCUGAUCCUGGAUACUGAGAGAAUAAAGAUUUUAUUGUCAUGGCUAUGUAAGAUUGACUGAAAUUCUCAGAAAUUCAGUUUCUCCUUGGAGAGUAGUUCCCAGGAGCCAGGGAAGGAGAAUCUAUUUUCCCAAACAGAAUUAAUGAAAACUCUUGUUGAAAAUCCAACAACCUCAGACCCACGAUUGUCACUUCCCUCAUGCACGGAGUGUUCUGGAGAGCUGGGCAGGGUGAGUGGGUGCCACAGCCAUCACAGGGGGACACACACCAUCCCAGGCUCUUUGGGACAGGGAAUUGCCCCUCAGUGCAGGGAUUUGAAUGUAUCUGAUGUCCUGGCAUUAGACUUUUCUGUUGCCCUACACUGAAUUGCUGCUUUUCUCUGUUUUGAUGCCAUUUUGGUCUCUGGGAGUUGCUCUAUCUGAGCUUAACGAGCACUUACGGCUUUUAAUCUCUUUGUAGAAGUGCUGCUAAUGUUCUUAGAUUAUCUGAAUUCCACACUGUGGUAUAAUAUCUGUUUUAUAUUAUUUUAUUCAUGCUUUUGGUUUUUUAUGUAAACUGUUCCUUAUUGUUGUUCAGAAAGAAAAAUUAAAGCUCUAUUCUCUAUGGUUAAUGUA
Messenger RNA from Pseudopipra pipra, 9638 nucleotides. It is a transcript of the gene SGSM1, whose product is annotated as small G protein signaling modulator 1. The record is from RefSeq and is a predicted model, not a curated record. Gene Ontology annotation, biological process: activation of GTPase activity. The transcript is spliced from 25 exons. NCBI's taxonomy places the organism in Eukaryota, Metazoa, Chordata, Aves, Passeriformes, Pipridae. Gene Ontology annotation, molecular function: GTPase activator activity. The coding region runs from base 50 to 3325 and encodes 1091 amino acids.